AUGAAGUUGUCUAGUGUCUUUUUGAUUGCGUCCAGUGCCAUAAUAUCAUCUGUGCAAGGGUUUUCGGACACUGCGCCAUUUUAUUCAUCUCAAAAUUUGAAGACCAAGUUCCCAUAUAUUAUUAGAGCAGAUGAAUUGGCUAAAUCCAUAGAUUCAAUUACUGCAAUGGCAUGUAAUGGUGGAGCGAAGGAAAACUUGGUUAUUUAUAGAGUUAGCAAUUUGAGUCAUGAUAUACCAUCUGAUGGGAAGGGGACUUUUAUUAAGCAUGUUUUCUAUGAAGAACCAGAAGAGUUGGAUUUACAAAUAAAUGGAGCUUGUAAUGGCGUUGUUGAGUACUCAUCAAUUGAAGACUUAGGUAAUUCUCAAGCCAAGCUUACUAUUGUUGAUAUUGAAGAUGGCGGGAAGCAUGAUGUUGAAGAAUUUAUUAAUUCUAAAGGUAAUUUUAUUGUACAAGGAAAACCAACUUUUAAUAAGUUGAAACUUGAUAAAAAACAGGAAAAGAGACAAGCUAGUGGUACUGAACCAAUUAGUGAAGAAAUGGCUGAUAAUUAUGAUGAUUUGAUGGCUGAAGUUGAACUGGAUUUAAAAGCUGCUGAAUCAUUUCUUGCACAAGAAAGUGAAGAAGCCAUGGUUACGAUUUUCAAUGAACCUAGCGCAAAACCUUCUAAAAAUGUGAAUAGAAAUUCGAAUCUCUUCACCAAUUACCAAUUUUUCACUCCAGGUAUUUGGCAAACUUUCAUUGUAUCGGCAUUUUUACUUUUUGUUUUAUACACUGCUUUAGGAUGGAUGACAAGUUUGGAAAUUUCAUAUAAAUCAUUUGAUAAACAAGUUGAUUUUGAAAAGAAGACUGAAUAAAUAGUUAAAAUAUUUUUG
Hyphopichia burtonii NRRL Y-1933 is the source of this 873-nucleotide messenger RNA. It is a transcript of the gene ABG1, whose product is annotated as Abg1p. Gene Ontology annotation, cellular component: endoplasmic reticulum membrane. The record is from RefSeq and is a predicted model, not a curated record. NCBI's taxonomy places the organism in Eukaryota, Fungi, Ascomycota, Pichiomycetes, Serinales, Debaryomycetaceae. The transcript has a single exon. Bases 1 to 855 code for a protein of 284 amino acids. Gene Ontology annotation, biological process: fungal-type cell wall biogenesis; (1->6)-beta-D-glucan biosynthetic process.